This is a messenger RNA of Branchiostoma belcheri (Belcher's lancelet), 6208 nucleotides long. RefSeq names its product ras GTPase-activating protein nGAP-like. NCBI's taxonomy places the organism in Eukaryota, Metazoa, Chordata, Leptocardii, Amphioxiformes, Branchiostomatidae. Gene Ontology annotation, biological process: regulation of GTPase activity. The record is from RefSeq and is a predicted model, not a curated record. The transcript is spliced from 19 exons. The coding region runs from base 385 to 4233 and encodes 1282 amino acids.
AGAACUAGUCUGGAAGAGUUGGCAAGUCUCCAGUCUUGUUCCUGCACUCAGAAGGCUCUCCUGAACCAAGCCCAUCUAGUCUUGUCCAGGACUUCCCAUCCGGAUUUAAUACCGAGCUCCGGCUUGAAUUGGUGCCAAUAUCCGCUUUAGUUUACGCACACUCCCCUCCCUGACUCAAAACUUCCACGUGACGGGGGCUGAGUUACUGUGCAAAGUUCCCUCCCGGUGACCUGACUGGCCACUCCUUGUGUUUACGCCUGUCCGACUGGUUGCGGUGUCUUGCUGAAGGAACACAGACUCACACCAGCAGACGUUCUUUCAAUGCUUCCUCCUACUGCUUGAAGUUCUUGGAAACAAACUUGUUGACUACAAGGAGGACUAAAAAUGGAACCAAAAAUGGACGGACAAUUAACAGUACCGAAGAAAGAUGUAAGGAGAGGUUCGGUUGUGAUUCACAACCCGAAUGUUGGUGACCUGGCAGUUAUACCUUUUAUUGGAGAAGAUCUACAUGAGAGUCCUGUACGGCGCAGCAGUGCCCCGCCCACCCCCACAGGCCCCAUCAUGGAAGGUUCCAGCACACCUUCCAAGUUUGCGGCCCUGUUACCAAAAAGACUGAAGUCGGGCAUCAAACGGACGAAAAGUGUGACCAAGUUGGACAGAAAAGCCAGUGUAAAAGCACCACGCACACAGGACAGGGAUGCGUUUAUCGUAUCUCGGCUGAAGACUUCGCGGUCGCACGAGUCCCUCCUGUCCAGCCCGUCUCACGCGGUGGAGUCGCUGGACCUCGCGGGCGAGGACGUCCAGAUCAACCCCAUCCACAGCAGCAUCCUGGGACAGGACCACUGCUUCCAGGUCACCUCCGCCAGCGGCAGCCGCUGUUUCGCCUGCAAGACUGCUGCAGAGAAGGACAGAUGGAUAGAAAACAUAAGAAAAACAGUGCAGCCCACCAGAGAAAAGUGCAGAAGAACAGACAAUACUCUCAAGCUGUGGAUCAUAGAGGCCAAGGGCUUGUCUGUCAAGAAAAGAUAUUUCUGUGAGCUUCUCCUAGACGAGAUUCUCUAUGCCAGAACGUCGUCCAAGCAGAAGUCGGACGUGCUGUUCUGGGGAGAACACUUCCACUUCAGUGAACUGCCGGCGGUUCAGAAUAUCACUGUCAACCUUUACAAGGAUGCAGACAAGAAGAAGAAAAAGGAGAAGACAAAUCUUAUAGGGACUGUAAAUAUUGCUGUAAACACGGUUGAUGCGAGACAGUUUGUUGAGAAAUGGUAUCCAUUGGUAGUUCCAAACAACAACAAGUCGUCCAAGACUGACACCCCCUCCAUCCGCAUCAAGGCUCGGUUCCAGAGCACCCCCAUCCUUCCUGUGGAGCUGUACAGGGACUUCAUCCAGUAUAUAAAUGAUAACUACUCAACGCUGUGCAAGGUGCUGGAACCUGUGGUUGGAGUCAAGAACAAGGAAGAGAUUGCCUCCACCAUGGUUCACAUCCUGCAGAGUACAGGCAGGGCGCGGGAGUUUCUCACUGACAUCAUCAUGUCAGAGGUCAGCAACCUGGCAGAUCAGAGCUUGAUAUUCCGAGGAAACACCCUCGCCACCAAAGCCAUGGAAGCAUAUCUCAAGCUAGUUGGAGGAAAGUACCUGCAGGAGACGCUAGGGGAGUUCAUCCGUGCGCUGUACGAGGCAGACGAGGAUUGCGAGGUGGAGCCCAGCAAGGUGGCGUCCAACGUGCUGAGUCAGCACCAGCAGGCGCUCAAGAGACACUGUGAGCUCGCCUGGUGCAAGGUCAUCAACUCAUACAUCAUCUUCCCAAGUGAUUUGAAGGAAAUCUUCAGCAACUUAAGGAACAGAACAGCGGAGAGGGGUGAAGACUUUGCCAACACUCUCAUAAGUGGUUGUAUCUUCCUGAGGUUCCUGUGUCCAGCCAUCCUGUCACCAAGUCUCUUCUUCCUUACACAAGAAUACCCCUCAGAGAAGACCAGUAGAUGUCUUACCCUGAUUGCAAAGACCAUUCAGAGUCUGGCCAACUUUACCAAGUUUGGGAACAAGGAGGAGUACAUGAGCUUCAUGAAUGAGUUUGUUGAGUGUGAGAUGUUGAACAUGAGGAACUUCCUCAAGCAGAUCUCCAGCCCAGGGGUGGAAGGUCAUCAGUCAAGGUUCAGCGGGUUCAUUGACCUCGGCAGGGAGCUGUCUGUGCUGCACUCACUCAUCACGGAAUGCCUGACAAGCGUCGAUGAGGCUUCUCUCGCCAAGCUGGGCGACCUUCCCAACAUCCUGCAGGACAUCACAGCAGCCUUGAAGAACCCCACGCCUCUCAGGGAACAAGUCCGCAAGAACUAUGAGCGAUUCAGCUCCACCCCCAACUUCCACAUGGGCAGCGUGCCGCACAACCUGUCCCGAAUAUUCGAGGACGCGGACCUGUCCAGCGUAGGGGAGACCCCAGCCCAGGCGACGCCACGUAUGAUCCACAAGCCCCCCGCGGGGAGCGUGAUAGUGAACCCGGGGGCACAGAACAGCAGUACAGGGUCCCCCUUGUUGAACGGACGGUCGGGGUCGCCGUUGGCGAGACUGCAGGCUAACGAGAACGGAGACAAGGAGGCAGGGAAGGUACCCAUUUCUAUUGGAAGUCUGUCGAGUAUCAGGUCAUCGGGCAGACGUUGCCCGAGCCCUGGGCUAUCGGGACGGUCAGGCAGUCAGUCUGGUGGUGGCACCAUCGCGAAUGGACAUGUGACGACGGGAUCGCAGGUAGGGAACGGCAGCAUUCCCAGACCGAACAAUCUCCCGCUGGGUCCGCUGUCAUUCUCUAACCCGGUGUAUCAGUACCCGACCAGCCCGGUACAACAACAACAGCAGCACGCCACACCAACCAGCAUGGACUACACGUCAAGUGACAGCCUGAGCUCUGUGAACAGCUCGGUGCACAGCUCGAAUGUCAGCAGUAACGAUGAGGACAGCAGCGACGCAAGCACUCCUGUCAACUCUAUCAAAAUGUUGCACAACCGGACGGGCUCACCGCAGUCGAGAAACAGGCUGAAGGGCCCGGGGGGUAACUCCAAACAGGACUUCCUCGCCAGAAACGACCACAGUCGGAGAAUGGAGGAGUUGGCACAGAGACUGCACGAACAGAGACCCCGUGCCAACUUCAGCCCAAGAACUCAGCGGUCGCAAAAGGCGAGCAGCAACUCCCCGCUCGUGGAAAAGAGAGACCUGACCGUCUCUCCGCCUCCAUUACCUCCACCAAUCAAGGAGUCUUCAAUGGAUUUUUCAUCUACAAAGGAAAGUAGUGUAUCGUCUGGAGCAAGUAGAAGAGACUUAGCUGGGUAUGCUUCCUCCUCCACACCUUCAAGUCCCAUGAACGACCUGACAUCGCCUUCCUGUGUGACCACGCCCUCACCUUUAACCCCGUCGUCCGGCCGACCGUCCCCGCUACUCGCUACAGUCGAGUCUCGCAUGCUCCCGUCGCUGCACCAGUCCGCCAUGGUGAGAGUGUCGCACGGGCCGCCACACGAGAGAACUGUGCACGAGUAUGCCAUGAGGCAGUCCCCGUCAGAGCAGUCGCUAUCCAGAAGCGACUCCAGUCGUGGGCCUGUGCCAGCGAACCCUGACGCCCCCACGCCACCGCCGCGGGCAGAGUCCCUCCCUGCCUUCGGUAUGACGAGAGUGGAGUCGAGAAGAGCGACGCACUCCCCCGUCCCCAGACUCACCCCCACCCCCGCUCCCAGGGUACUCCCAGCAGCCAGCUCUGCAGACAAGGAGCCCAAUGGGAAAGCUGAUGAACAGCACGAAGCAGAGAUUGCUCAGCUCAAGAUGAGACUCCUAGCAGCUGAGGCUCAAACUGCAGAAGUAGAGAGGCGAAGAGAGGAGGAUAAAGAGAAGUAUGAACGGGAUCUGGCAGCAUGGAAGAAAAAAAUGGAAGAGGGAGAAGAAAGACUGAAAGGGCAGCAGGAAGAGAAGGAUGCACAGAUGAAGAACAUCAUCACACGGUUGAUGUCAGUAGAAGAAGAGCUGCGGAAGGAACACCAGGAGAUGCAGCAGCUGGUCGACGCCAAGCAGCGCGUCAUCGAGGCGCAGGAGAAACGCAUCCAGUCACUGGACUCUGCCAACGCCCGGCUGCUCACCGCCCUCAACCAGCUGAAGGAGAAAUACCACCACCACAUGAAGAACGCUGCCAACAACUCCAAGCCAUCCGCCAAGCUGUCCGUCACCGAGAACGGGGAGUUUAAGAACAGUAGCUGCUAACCUGUGGUAGAUGUCUGUUGCUGUAUGUGAUAUCUGGAGGAUUUACUAAAUUUAGUUAGUCAUGAAAAAGAAAUAUUUCUUUUGCAGGCAUGGCAAGUGCGCACGGUAAAUUUUAUGGAAGAGCGUAGAAGUAAUGAUGGUUGAACUUUUUGGUUAUUUCUGUUGCAGGCGCAGGGAUUGAAUUGAAAGCAUAAUAAGCGAGUGGAAUGGUUACAGAAAAAUUGAACACUUUGUUCUUCAAGUCCAUAUGAUCAUGAUUGAAAAAUCAUUGAAAAAAAAAGCUGCCAGAAGUAUUUAUGAAUCAAGUACUAUAUAUUUUGCCCUUGACAGUGAAACCAGGGAAAAGCCAUUUCUCUUGAAUGAAAAAUCAUUGUGCUUUUGAAAAUUGGUCAGUUGUUAUCACAUUUUGUGAAAAAUAAUCAGUUAUCAGGAAUAGUUAAUUUACAGUGGACUUGUAGGGGCUGCCAUUGAGUUGGUCAGAAAGAUUGAAUGAUGAAUGGAGGAAACAGGUCUCAUGUUAUUUGUCAUGAAGUAAUCCCUAAAUUUAUUCUCAACAUCACUGCUAACACUGGAAGAAAAUUUCAACAUUAAGGCAUCACAUCUGUUGUCUCGUGUAUAUAUAUGAUCGAACCAGACUUCUUGUGCUAUAUUAGUGUGAGAUACUGAGUACAUUUGUACAGUAGUUUUCUAGACAUUCAAGGUGGUGCUACAAUGUAGCUUGGCUGAAAUCGUUUUCUGUUCUUCACUGAGCUUUGUGUUCUUUUGUAAGUACAGAUACAGACAUUUAAGCACUACUUCUGUGCUUUGGCUGUAUUUUCUGUUGCAAUUUUUGUGUUGGUUUUGUUUUGUUUGUGUGCUGUGACUAUUGCUUUUGGAGAUGCCCCAGACUCACUGAAAGUGCAGACUUACAGUACCUGAAAGUAGACUUGACUGUAAGGAGGCGACAACCUUUGUUAAUCCUAGGAAAAGACUCCCUUUUUCCUAUUUGUAAAUGAAAAGAUGUAUAUAUACUACUUAAUGAAAUUAUGUCUGCUUAUGGAUUGUUUGUCCGCUGGACAGAUUGAGUCAGUGGAAGUUGAUAUAACAAUAGAUGAGGAGAUAUCUGUGUACAGUAGAUCUUUUGUUAAGUAUUAUUUUGUUGAGAACAGUGUUUCUCAGAGAAAGGAUAUGUACAUAGUAAUGUGCCUUUCCCCCUAUGCAGUGUAUACUUGAUGUUUUGUUUCUAGCUGCAUCUUUUCCAAAAGUAGAAUCACUACUUAUUGUCAACGAUGGUUUCAUCACAUUUUUGUUUCUAGUCAUCUGUAAUUUUCUGAAAAAAAAAGUCAAAAUUACACAAAUGUUUUUCAUUGGUCAGAAGAAAGUAAUAUUAAUUAGUAAGAAUUGAUGCAUAUUUAGAAGAAAAACAGUUACUGUAGCUCUAUCUUAAUACCAAGAAGGAAUUGCAUAAUUGCCACCUUAGAACAUGUAAUCACUUGACUGUAAAAUCCAAAAUACUGUAUUCUCUGUACCAUACAUGUACGUUUAUUCCUAUAAUGCAUUGGUAAAAGCUGCUCCCAGCUCUUAUUGGUGCAACUUGUUUUAUUUAUCACAUCGAUCCCAAUGUUUUGUUUUCCUUCAAGAAAGAACUGAAGAAACAUGGUGCACUCUGUCUUACCAAACAUGUCCCAUGUAUUUGAAAUAUUGAACUAACUGGUGACAAUAAUUAGGAACAGAAAUCAAGGAUCUUUACUACAACAACAGUAAGGGAGAUGUGUGAUAUUAUUGAAGGUUUGUACAAAAUAAUUGACUUUGUGGAAAAGAAGCCACACUGCUGGUUUUGUUGAUGUACUAUUGGGACACUGCCGUUCGGUUAUAUUGUUACUCUAAUGAUCGGAUUGAUGCAAAUUGCAUUAAAUUAUGUCUUGCUUGUGUACAGUUUAAAUUAUCAUCACAUGAUGUCAUACCAUGGAAUAAAUGACUCGAACACACCAGAGAA